AUGAGCAGAGCCGCACUAGAGGGUGGAAGUGGAAAGAGUUUAAUCUCGCACGGCACAAGCAAGCUAUUGUGGAAAGAGUCGAAUUCUCGAAGACUCAAGAGCCUCUUUGGAAGAGGUGAAUCAGGAACCAUCUUAUCCAUCACAAUUCCUGCUUUGUACAACAAGUAUGAGGAGCAUGUCAAUAAAUAUUACGGUAUGAUUCAUAGGAAAUUUUCUCAGCACUAUAAAAUACAAAGAGUGAGAACUGAUGAGGGAUUAUUUCUGGUCCAAACAAUAGUGCACAAUAGUGCCCUUGCCCUUGCCCUUGCCACCGCCGCCCUAAUCCACCUUGCCCGCCACUUCUGUCAGCCCAAACUCAACCUACCACCAGGCCCAAAACCAUGGCCCAUAGUGGGUAAUCUCAAUCUCAUAGGCUCACUCCCACACCGGUCCAUCCACGGCCUCACCCAAAAAUACGGGCCCAUUAUGCAACUUAAGUUCGGGUCAAACCCGGUAGUUGUCGGGUCCUCUGUCGAAAUAGCCAAAACUUUCCUCAAAACCCAAGAUGCUGUGAUCUCCGACCGUCCCAAAAUGGCCGCCGGAAAAUACACCACCUACAAUUACCAAGACAUUACUUGGUCCCAAUACGGGCCGUAUUGGCGCCAGGCCCGUAAGAUGUGCCUAAUGGAGCUCUUCAGCGCAAAACGCCUCGAGUCAUACGAGUACAUAAGAAUUGAAGAAAUGAAAGAGCUUAUUAGAAACUUGUACAAGGCUUGCGGUGAACAAGUUCAAUUGAAAGACCAUCUUUCGACUGUCAGUCUUAACGUGAUUUCUCGGAUGGUUUUGGGGAAGAGGUACGCGGACAAAUCGUUGAAAAACGAGAUUGUGAUGCCAGAGGAGUUCAAAGAAAUGAUCGACGAGCUUUUCUUGCUUAAUGGGGUGUUGGAUAUCGGUGACUCGAUUCCUUGGCUUCGUUUCCUGGAUAUACAAGGCAAUAUUAAGAGAAUGAAGGUCUUAAGCAAGAAAUUCGACAGGUUUCUGGAGCAUGUGAUUGAUGAGCACGAGAAGAAUAGGAAGGAAAACAGAGAUUUUGUGGCAAAAGAUAUGGUGGAUGUUCUGCUUCAAUUUGCCAACGAUCCAAAUCUUGAAGUCAAGAUUGGAAGAGUUAGCGUCAAGGCAUUUUCACUGGACCUAAUCGCUGGCGGAACAGAGAGUUCAGCAGUGACAGUUGAAUGGGCAAUUUCAGAGCUUCUCAAGAAGCCCGAGAUCAUCGACAAGGCAACAGAGGAGCUAGACAGAGUAAUUGGAAGAGAAAGAUGGGUUGAAGAGAAGGACAUUGUGAAACUCCCAUUUAUAGAUGCAAUUGUGAAGGAAACAAUGAGGUUGCACCCUGUAGCACCAAUGUUGGUGCCUAGACUUGCUCGUGAAGACCUAAAAGUUGGUGGGUAUGACAUCCCCAAGAACACAAGAGUGCUAGUGAGUAUGUGGACUAUAGGGAGAGAUCCUGCUUUAUGGGGGGACCCAAAUGAAUUUAACCCAGAGAGAUUUAUUGGGAAGGCAAUAGAUGUCAAAGGAACUGACUUUGAACUUCUACCAUUUGGUGCUGGAAGAAGAAUGUGCCCUGCAUAUAGUCUUGGACUUAAAGUGAUUCAAUCAAGUUUGGCUAAUUUGUUACAUGGGUUUAACUGGGGAUUGCCUAACAACAUGAAGAAAGAGGAGUUGGAAAUGGAGGAAAUAUUUGGACUUUCAACCCCCAAAAAAUUUCCACUUGUUGCUGUUGCUGAGCCUCGGUUGCCUGCACAUCUUUACUCUCUUUGAAUCAAUUAGGUCUUGGUUUUUUUCUUCUUUUUUGGUUUUGUUUUGUGUCUUUCCAUAGUUUGUGUGCGGAUUGAAGUUUGGCGUGUAAUAGUGAUGGAUUGAUGUGCUUGUACACUUCUCUUUGUACUUUUUUAUGGUGAUGGAAUGUCUGUAAUCCCAAUCAGUAGGGCUAGUUUUGUUAAAGAUUGAACAAAAGUUUUCCUCUAA
Tripterygium wilfordii is the source of this 2004-nucleotide messenger RNA. RefSeq names its product dimethylnonatriene synthase-like. Bases 1 to 1797 code for a protein of 598 amino acids. The record is from RefSeq and is a predicted model, not a curated record. Gene Ontology annotation, molecular function: monooxygenase activity; iron ion binding; heme binding. NCBI's taxonomy places the organism in Eukaryota, Viridiplantae, Streptophyta, Magnoliopsida, Celastrales, Celastraceae. The transcript is spliced from 4 exons.